UCCACUGAGGGCGCGGCGCGCAGCCGCCAGCUCAGUGAAGGCGCGAGGAGCCCCGCAGGCUCCGGCGCAGCAGGAGGUGUGCGAAGUCGGGGUGCGGGGAGAGCUCGAAGCAGAAGAGGGAGAACGAACGAGGGUGAGCACGCUGAGCAGCCGUGCGUGCGCUCCGCCCGCUCUGCGCCACAGGAUCGUCUGACGAAGCACAAGCCAGCAGGGUCUCUGUCCUGAGGACAUUGCUGCCACCCAGGCAUUCAGAGAACCAACCACAUAGAAUCUGAAGGUCGAAGCAGCCCCAGUCUGGGACCGAGGAAGAGCGGAGCCAAAAGGCAGAUCCCAGACUCUGGAGGAGAAAGGAGAGUGGAUUCCGGAGACAGCACGUCGCGAGCCCCAGAGCUCCCAGGAUAGUCAGGAUCGCGCGCUUCGCCGCUGGACGGCACGCCCCCCUUAGCUUCUGCACUCUCCCCUCUGGGCACCUCCUCACCUGCCCCAGAGGAACUUUCACCCGCUGAGGUGCAAGACAAAGCCACGCACCCGGCGCCCACCAUGCGCCUCAACAGCUCCGCACCGCAGGGCGCCCCUGGUGAACCCGGCGCCCAGCCCUUCCCUUGGCCGCAAUCAGGACUGGAGGCGAUGCUCUUGGCGCUCGGCUUGGGCAAUGGCUCUGGCAACAGCUCGGAAUCUGUCCCGGCAGCGCCUAACAGCGACCUGGACGUGAACACUGAUAUCUAUUCCAAGGUGCUGGUGACCACCAUAUACCUGGCGCUCUUCGUGGUGGGCACUGUGGGCAACUCAGUGACAGCCUUCACUCUAGCGCGGAAGAAGUCUCUGCAGAGCUUGCAGAGCACUGUGCAUUACCACCUGGGCAGCCUGGCACUGUCCGACUUGCUCAUCCUGCUGCUGGCCAUGCCCGUGGAGCUGUACAACUUUAUCUGGGUGCACCAUCCCUGGGCCUUUGGGGAUGCCGGCUGCCGUGGCUACUAUUUCCUGCGUGAUGCCUGCACCUAUGCCACAGCCCUCAAUGUGGCCAGCCUGAGUGUGGAGCGGUACUUGGCCAUCUGCCAUCCCUUCAAGGCCAAGACCCUCAUGUCCCGCAGCCGCACCAAGAAAUUCAUCAGUGCCAUAUGGCUAGCCUCGGGGUUGCUAGCUGUGCCCAUGCUCUUCACCAUGGGCCUACAGAACCGCAGUGCUGAUGGCCAGCACCCUGGUGGCUUGGUGUGCACACCCAUUGUGGACACGGCCACAGUCAAGGUCGUCAUCCAGGUUAACACCUUCAUGUCCUUUGUGUUCCCCAUGCUGGUCAUCUCCAUCCUAAACACUGUGAUUGCCAACAAACUGACAGUCAUGGUGCAGCAGGCCAACGAGCAGGGCCGGGUCUGCACUGUGGGGACCCAGAACAGUUUACAGCACAGCACAUUCAGCAUGUCCAUCGAGCCUGGUCGUGUCCAGGCCCUGCGCCAUGGAGUCCUCGUCCUACGUGCUGUUGUCAUUGCCUUUGUGGUCUGCUGGCUGCCUUACCACGUGCGGCGUCUCAUGUUCUGCUAUAUCUCGGAUGAGCAGUGGACUACGUUCCUCUUCGACUUCUACCACUACUUCUACAUGCUGACCAACGCUCUCUUCUACAUCAGCUCUGCCAUCAACCCCAUCCUCUACAACCUGGUCUCGGCCAACUUCCGCCAGGUCUUCCUGUCCACACUGGCCUGCCUGUGUCCUGGCUGGCGGCACCGGAAGAAGAGGCCAACGUUCUCUAGGAAGCCGAACAGCAUGUCCAGCAACCAUGCCUUCUCCACCAGCGCCACUCGGGAGACCAUGUACUAGGCCCUGAGGAGGCUGGGAGGAGGCCUCAGCCUCUGUUCAGGGCAGCACCCUCCUAGGCCUCCACGGGGCCAACUAGUGGCCAGUCUAAACCGUGCCAGUGAGGCUGGGGCACCCUCCACCUGGAAGCUUCUUUCUUUCCAGUUUCUCUUUCUUUUCUUCCUCUGCCCCCUCCUCCUCCCCAAUCCUCUGUUCUUGCUCCUAUCCCUCUCCUACCUCCAAUUUAGAAAAUGAGAACAGUGGCUGCUUCUCUUCCUGCUCCCCAAAAGGCCUCUAACAAGAAGAAAUUAGCACUCACCAAGGAUAGCCUCCUUUGUUCCCAGACUAAUGGAUGUUUAGAAAGAAGAAAUGAAAGCACCUCCUGGGCUCUCGGGCAGAUGGGCUAUUGCAGUCAUCACAGCACCGCGGGGCCGCACCAGCUGGGCCAGGCAGUGACUGAAGCUGUACUUGGGCUCCAAGUUCAUAGGCAUAGGCUCCAUGUCAGCUUCCUCCUGCCUCUACUCCUGCCCUGGCCCAGCAGAUCCUGUGGCUCUCUCUGAGCCUCAUGUCCAGACCCUUCCUUGGCAGGAGGGCACACUGCCUCUCCCAGAGUGGUCCAGAGAAAUCCCCAACAUUCUCCUUAAGGCUCAGGGUCCACAGCGGAAAGCUGAGAGGAUCCACACCUCUGUCUCCACCCAGGACAGCUAUAGCCCACUAAAGAGACCCAAGUUCUCACUGGAGUCAUACAGACCUGGGACUCCUGUUUUAGGCCUGUCCUCACAAGAACAAGUGGCCUUGCAGGGACACCUGCACUAGCACCUUGACCUCUUGGAUCUGCAAAAGGAUGGCAGAUAAGUGGGGCCUGGCCUCCCCUGUCCAGGUGACUUUGCAGGGGGAGGGAUACACAGUUCUGCGUCUCUAUACAGCUGUAGAGAUUAAAGUCUGGCAGCUGCUGGCUUCAGGGCAGGACUCCUGAGUAGGGCACUGAGCCAGGUCCUCAGCAAGAUGCCAGUGUCUGAAAUUGUGCAGGUAAGGAAAGGCCAACACCCCAGCAUCCAGCUGGCCAGCAGCCCCAGACAGAGGCAUAUGUCAAUUUGUUACCAGCUGCCAAGUAGCCGCCCUGGCCCAGGUUCUAGGCGCCCAGAAAAGCAGGCACCUUUCAUCUCUGGGAGCUGUCUCCAAACAAGACAGAACCAUCUAGCCUUCAGCCAAAAAAGUUGGCUGAGCACUUGGAGAUGGUCCCAGGAUGCCCUGGACCAGCAGGGUAGGACUAGCAGGAGGGCCAGAGAACCAAGCUCAGCCUUUUGCAAAAGAGUCUUGGGCCCCAUUGUCUGGAAAAGAAAUGAAUAGAUGGGCAGCUGGCCUGUGAGAACAGUACUGCUGUAGGACUAUAAAACAUUGGGUUGAAUGUUGGGGUAUCUGUGGUCACCCAGAUAUAGCCACUCUGCCAAUAACAUGACCCCUCAGGUCAUCAAAGGCAGGGCUUGGGCAAAUCAGGCUCAUUGCCAAUACUAGGAAGACAUGAUCAGCCCAGAGGUGGGGCCUCUCAACCCAAGAACUAUCUACAUGGGAGCCCCUCCCAGCCCUGUGGAGCCACCUUGCCCAGUGAGUGGGUCACAGGCCAAUGCUUUUUCAGGAGGAUUUGGACUUAUACCCUGGCCAGGCAGCCCAGCCCCAGGUCCCUAUCCUGGAUUCCCAGACCUUGGGCAAGCUGUUCUUCUGACCUUCAGUUUCCCCCUCUUAGCUGACUGGGACUGUCGUGAAGGACCCAGUCUGGAGUAAAGAGAAGUGAGAUACCCUGAGGCUGGGUAGAGCCAAUGCCCUAUUAUACAACAUCCCAGAAAUGAUGUGGCUGUCACUAGAAGUCCUUACUGUCCUCUUGUCUGUGUGUUUGACGUAGUUAGGGACACAUCCAUGCACCACCAGAUGCACCUGUGACCUGGCUUGGUAUCCUCAGCUCAGGGCCAAGUCAGGAUGGAAAUAGUUCCAGAGGCUGACCUUGGUGUCUGGGCCACAAAUCCAGAGUUUCAUGAGCCCAGUAGUGAUGUGGACACAAGUCACGUGCCCUCAAAUAUAUGACAGAAUAUCCCCCAUCCUACCACACUUUGAAGAACACUCUCCCCCAGACCUCCCCCAUAAAGAAUAAAGGAAGCUGUGGACACCCAA
Peromyscus maniculatus bairdii (prairie deer mouse) is the source of this 3954-nucleotide messenger RNA. RefSeq names its product neurotensin receptor 1 (gene Ntsr1). The record is from RefSeq and is a predicted model, not a curated record. Gene Ontology annotation, biological process: neuropeptide signaling pathway. Gene Ontology annotation, cellular component: plasma membrane. Gene Ontology annotation, molecular function: G protein-coupled neurotensin receptor activity. Lineage: Eukaryota; Metazoa; Chordata; Mammalia; Rodentia; Cricetidae.